CUGGGUGGGCCUUCAUUUGGAGGUGUGCUCAUUUACCCCGACUCCUCCUCUAUGAGUCAACCUGCUCUCUUUCCUUAAUAUAACCCUUCAGCAUUUUGACUACUGCUGCCAUUUUUUCUCUGCUGCCUGUUUCAUCACACAUCAGAAACAAAAUGACGUCUGGAGCAAAAGCCGCUGACUGUGUGAAGGAUGUAUUCCAAAAGAUGAAAGUAGUGAAAUGUGGUGAUGACCAGGCGGAACGUAUAAGAUUGGUGUCACUUAAAAUUGAUGGUCUCAUUAGUGUGGAGAAAACUUGGACGCAAAAAGAGGUUGAAGGCCUGGAUGUCUUCCAGGUCUUCCAGGACGCGCUGCAUGGUGAAUACAAAGAUUCGUCCCGCUACUUUAUAUAUGACUGCCACUACGACUGCGAGGAAUCCAGUAAAAAAGAGGAACUGGUCUUUGUGCUGUGGGCGCCUGAGAGUGCAAAAAUCGCAGACCGAAUGCUUUACUCCAGCUCGAAAGGUGCUUUGGGCCCGAUCAUAGAUGGUGUCAAGCAUACCCUGCAGGUAAAUGACCCAACAGAUUUUGACAAGGAAUGCUUUCUGGACAAACUUGGAAAAGACGUAAUUUCACUUGAGGGCCAGCCGUGUAAAUAGAGCUUUUCCACAAAGAUUAAAGGGAAGGUUUGGGCUCUGAAUGGUAUUAUAUUCCUGCAACAUAAACCCCUGAUGUUUGUGCCAUACUAAGCUGUCCAGUUUGGCUGUGAAAUCAGUCUUGUUCAGAUGUAUUCAUUCGUAGACAUAUCCAUACAUUAAUAAUUCUAUUGUCUGUCACUUGACUCUUGGUGCAUGGUACAUUUUAUAUUUCUCAAAUCAGUAAUUUGUGUUUUUUAUUUUCAUAUGUACUGUUUGAAUACCAGCAUACGCCAGUCCAUUUGUCUUCCUUGUGUGUAUGUUCACUGCAUACAACUAUAUCCUGUAAAAUAUCUUAAUGGACAUCCUACUGGAGUUUACUAGGUCAACAUGACUGGGCCUGUGAGUUUUGACAUAAACCUGCUUUUCUAGACUGUUACACUUUGAACACCUAUAAAUGGCACAACUUUUACAAAUAAACAAAGUUUUGCCGAACAUGCAACAGUUGUUGUUCUGUCUGAGUAUUCAAAUAAAUCCGAUGCAAGCAAG
Messenger RNA from Sebastes umbrosus (honeycomb rockfish), 1160 nucleotides. It is a transcript of the gene cfl1l, whose product is annotated as cofilin 1 (non-muscle), like. Gene Ontology annotation, molecular function: actin filament binding. The record is from RefSeq and is a predicted model, not a curated record. The transcript has 4 exons. Gene Ontology annotation, cellular component: cytoplasm; actin cortical patch; actin cytoskeleton. Gene Ontology annotation, biological process: actin filament severing; cell motility; actin filament fragmentation. NCBI's taxonomy places the organism in Eukaryota, Metazoa, Chordata, Actinopteri, Perciformes, Sebastidae. Bases 153 to 635 code for a protein of 160 amino acids.